CUUUGGACUCUCUCGGUCUUCACAUCACCAUUCGAAUCGGUGGUGUUUUUAAAUCGACGCGUGUUUUUGUGUGUGCUACUCGGUUAGUUGUUGCUGCUUUUCAGCUAGUCGUACGAUCUAGCGUUUGUGCUCAAUUCUGAAUUCUAAAAGCAACAACAAGAAUUUUUCCAUAUGUGCAACUAUUUGCCUUAGAAAAAACGCAAGUGAAAAGACUCGAGAAAACCAAAGUGCAGGCUACCCAAAUUGAUGACGAAGUUUCGUGUGCCGCCUGCAUUUCAUUUAUAUACAUAUAUUUUCGGCCUUAAUUCUGGGCUUCCUGUGAAUUAACGAGGAAACUAAAGAGUGCGCGAGCGAGAGAGCCGAUCAACAAGUGGAAACCGAGAAACUUUCUUCGCAAAAGCCGGCUGAUCACCAAAAGAGAUUCAUUCUCUGGGAAUUUUCUUCAUCACUGGAACUUCCUUACAUUUCGUCCAACAUGGCUCUUAACCUUUGGCUGAGUGCAUUUUCCGUGGCGGCUGUUGAUCAGGAAAGCCGCCUGGAUGCGUUUCUGCUUUGAUCGGCUGUGCUUCGCAACCAAGCGGCCAGCCCAAAACUCCAAUAGCAAUGCACCACACUGCACUGCUCACAGCACAAUUAGCACAGAUGCACCACCAGCAGCGGAUGUAGUAGAUGUAGCCACAGCAGCAGCAGCAGCAGCAGCAGCACAGCCAUCAAAUAAUCUGUUUUACGCCGACUACCAGAAGCUGCAGCCAGCGAUAAUCGAUAGGGAUUGGGAACGGGAUAGAGGAACGCGAACCGAGGCCAAGCCGCCGGACAUAGAGCAACAGCCUGAGAUACAGAUACAUAGCCAUCCACAGAUACAGACAGAGAACCAUCCACAGAUACAGAUAGAGAGCCAUCCACAGAUACAGACAGCUGCUCAGAUACAGAUACAGAUACAGAUACAGCGCCAUCGCCGGCAUAGCAGUGCCGAAGAUCGCAAUCUGAACACGAGGCGGCGAAACGAUUCGAAUACUACGGAGGCGGUACGAAAAGCAGCCAGUAUGCAGCAGGAGCCGAACGCCAACUAUCAGUUCCCAACCGACUUGGGUCUGGUGAGCAUCGUCAACAACAAUAAUAAUAGCAAUAAUAGCAAUAAUAUCAACACUCAGCCGAGUGGUGCCAGCAACAACACCAAUAAUAAUAAUAACAACAAUCUGGUGGGUGGCAUUGUGACCUUGCCGGCGGCUGGUGGUGGUCUCAUAGGUCUGGAGCACACGGCAUCGGGACUGCGGCUGAUACCGGCACCACCAACGCACUCGGAAGUGCUGACCCACACGCUGAUCUACGGAACACCGCCCUCGGGGGCCCAGCAAUUGCAUCAGGAUCCGCGCAGCUUGCUGCAUCAACAGGAGCUGCAGUUGCAGCAGCGCUAUCAGCAACUGCAGCAGUUGCAGGCUCAAACGCAGGGCUUGUAUACGAGCCAAGGCAGUCCUGUUCUUUACCAUCAAAACAGCGCGUGUUCCAGCCAACCGGUGGCCAUACCCGGUGCCAGUUGUCACUCGCCCACCCAAUUGCAAGCGCCCACCACUCUCAACCUUCAGCAGCAAAUGCAGAGCUUGAGGAUCUCGGGAUGUACGCCCAGUGGCUCGGGGGGAUCGGCCACGCCCUCGCCGGUGGGCUUGGUGGAUCAAACCCUGCUCAUGGGCAACUAUGUGGCCGCCUCGCCGCAGGAAGAGCGCUUCAUACAGAUCAUUCAGGCCAAGGAGCUCAAGAUACAGGAAAUGCAGCGGGCCCUUCAGUUCAAGGACAAUGAAAUUGCCGAGCUCAAGUCGCAUUUGGAUAAGUUCCAGAGUGUUUUCCCCUUCAGUCGCAGCAGUGCGGCGGGAUGUGCGGGAACGGGCGGAGGAUCGGGCUCAUCCGGAGCGGGAGCGGGAGUGGGAGGGGGAAGUGGAGGAAGUGGUGGUCCCAGCACCGCCACAGGUGCCACCCGCAAGUCUGGACAGAACUUCCAGAGGCAGCGGGCCCUCGGCAUCUCGGCGGAACCACAAAGCGAGUCCUCACUGCUGCUCGAGCACGUCAGCUUUCCCAAAUACGACAAGGAUGAGCGCUCCCGUGAACUUAUCAAAGCUGCCAUUUUGGAUAAUGACUUCAUGAAGAAUCUGGAUUUGACGCAGAUUCGUGAGAUCGUCGACUGCAUGUAUCCGGUGAAAUAUCCAGCCAAGAAUCUGAUCAUCAAGGAGGGAGAUGUCGGCAGCAUUGUUUAUGUCAUGGAAGAUGGCCGCGUGGAGGUUUCCCGCGAGGGCAAAUACCUUUCGACCCUUUCGGGAGCAAAGGUCCUUGGCGAGCUGGCCAUCCUGUACAAUUGCCAGAGGACGGCGACCAUCACGGCGAUCACCGAGUGCAAUUUGUGGGCCAUCGAGCGCCAGUGCUUCCAGACCAUCAUGAUGCGAACGGGCCUCAUUCGACAGGCGGAGUACAGCGACUUCCUCAAGAGUGUGCCCAUCUUCAAAGACCUGGCGGAUGACACGCUCAUCAAGAUCUCCGAUGUUUUGGAGGAGACGCACUACCAGCGAGGCGAUUAUAUUGUGCGCCAAGGUGCCAGAGGAGAUACCUUCUUCAUCAUUUCAAAGGGCAAAGUGCGAGUGACGAUCAAACAGCAGGACACUCAGGAGGAGAAGUUCAUACGCAUGCUGGGCAAGGGUGAUUUCUUUGGAGAAAAGGCUCUCCAGGGCGAUGAUCUGCGCACGGCGAAUAUUAUUUGUGAAUCGGCGGAUGGCGUCAGUUGUCUGGUCAUCGAUCGCGAGACCUUCAAUCAGUUGAUUUCCAAUCUGGACGAGAUCAAGCAUCGCUACGACGACGAGGGAGCCAUGGAGCGCAGAAAGAUCAACGAGGAAUUCCGGGACAUUAACCUCACCGAUCUGCGCGUUAUCGCCACUCUGGGAGUAGGUGGCUUUGGUCGCGUGGAACUGGUUCAAACCAAUGGCGAUGGCUCCAGGUCCUUUGCCCUCAAGCAGAUGAAGAAGUCGCAGAUUGUGGAGACGCGACAGCAGCAGCAUAUCAUGUCCGAAAAGGAGAUCAUGGGCGAGGCCAACUGCCAGUUCAUAGUGAAACUGUUCAAGACCUUCAAGGACAAGAAGUACCUGUACAUGCUGAUGGAAAGCUGUCUGGGCGGCGAACUCUGGACGAUCCUGCGGGACAAGGGCAACUUCGAUGACAGCACCACCCGCUUCUACACAGCGUGUGUGGUGGAGGCCUUUGACUACCUGCAUUCGCGGAACAUCAUCUAUCGAGAUCUGAAGCCGGAGAACCUGCUGCUCAACGAACGCGGAUAUGUGAAGCUCGUCGACUUUGGCUUUGCCAAGAAACUGCAGACGGGCAGGAAAACGUGGACUUUCUGCGGCACCCCGGAGUAUGUGGCUCCGGAGGUGAUUCUCAACCGGGGUCACGACAUCAGUGCGGAUUACUGGUCGCUGGGAGUGCUCAUGUUCGAGCUGCUUACCGGUACCCCUCCAUUUACGGGCUCGGAUCCCAUGCGCACCUACAACAUCAUACUUAAGGGCAUCGAUGCCAUUGAAUUCCCCAGGAAUAUCACGCGUAAUGCCAGCAAUCUGAUUAAGAAGCUGUGUAGGGAUAAUCCUGCCGAGCGUUUGGGCUACCAGCGUGGGGGAAUUAGCGAGAUACAGAAGCACAAAUGGUUUGAUGGCUUCUACUGGUGGGGCUUGCAAAACUGCACUCUGGAACCGCCCAUAAAGCCAGCCGUGAAAAGCGUGGUGGAUACCACGAACUUUGAUGAUUAUCCACCCGAUCCGGAGGGUCCCCCACCAGAUGAUGUUACCGGAUGGGACAAGGACUUUUAGGACUCGUUUCCUAGACGAUCGAUGCUCUCAAAACGCUAAACGCUAAAUGCUACAGAAUACAGAAUACCGGAGGAGAAUACAAACCAAGGAGGAGAAAUUGAUCUUAAGUGCGCCAUAUGUACGCCAAAGCCAACAGCAAACAGUCAGCAGCAACGCAUCGAAAAGCUGCCAAAAAACACUAAGAAAAGAAAGGAAAAGAAACGUAACGUAAAGUGUAGCAGUCGCAAGGCCAAGGGCCGAGACAAAAAAAGCACAAUUAUCCAUCGUCUUAGCCCUUUUAGAUUUUAGAUUUAUGAUGUGUUAUAUAUAUAUACCCCCCAUGAUGUGCAACGCAAUGAAUUUAUUAACGAGUUUAUAACUAUUAUUUUGUAAUGAGGAUAUGUACCGUCUAGUUCGUUUGGAAUUGUAUGAUGUAAGUUGUAAGUAGAGCUCUGUUAGCCAUGUGCAUUGUAUAAAUUCUAUUUCUAUUUGUAUCUAUUAAAUAUUAUUAACAUAAUUAUUAAACAUCAUUGUUAAUGUAUCAAAGCACGCACGAAAAUGCAUACAAAUACAAAUCGGGUUGCCUUAUAGUCUGUAAGAACAUUUUUAAAAGCAACAUCUGACCAAGAUCUUCCGUCAUUCGCCCUUAAAAAAAACAUUUGUUAAAUUUCUAUCUAGCCUCUCUUCUAUAUUUCAUUAGUCCGUAGCAAUCAUGUCUAUUAUUUUUACGAAAAAUACGCCCUUUUUAAUUGUCUUUUUUAAGUAAAUAAGUUAGAAAUUGAAUAAACAAAUUUUUGCGAUGAA
Messenger RNA from Drosophila gunungcola (fruit fly), 4622 nucleotides. It is a transcript of the gene for, whose product is annotated as cGMP-dependent protein kinase, isozyme 2 forms cD4/T1/T3A/T3B. The transcript is spliced from 10 exons. NCBI's taxonomy places the organism in Eukaryota, Metazoa, Arthropoda, Insecta, Diptera, Drosophilidae. Bases 540 to 3839 code for a protein of 1099 amino acids. The record is from RefSeq and is a predicted model, not a curated record. Gene Ontology annotation, biological process: protein phosphorylation. Gene Ontology annotation, molecular function: ATP binding; cGMP-dependent protein kinase activity.